This is a messenger RNA of Labeo rohita (rohu), 1696 nucleotides long. RefSeq lists its product as uncharacterized. The record is from RefSeq and is a predicted model, not a curated record. The transcript has 4 exons. NCBI's taxonomy places the organism in Eukaryota, Metazoa, Chordata, Actinopteri, Cypriniformes, Cyprinidae. The coding region runs from base 729 to 1454 and encodes 241 amino acids.
AUCAAAAUCAAUAGAAAAUUGGCUUUAUUUGCGUGAUUAAAAAAAGUUAAAUGCAUAAGCAUUAAUAACAGUACGUGCACAUUUACACACAUACACAAUUGAAAAUGAUAAAAACCAAUAAUAAUACGAUGUCACAUCAAAUAAUAAAGUGAGCGAAAGCUUUACGAAAUGUCAAUAUUAUAAACAGUUUAUGGUGGAUAGUUUCUCUAUGGAAGCUCCUUUCCGCCACUGAAUAAAAACAAGAAAGAAAAAAGGCUUAUUGCGAGUGUUAGCUCACAAUUCUGACUCUUUUCCUCAAAACUGCCACUUAUAAAAUCAGAAUUCCGAGAUAUAAACUCGCAAUUCUGUGAACAUCCGCAGAACUGAACGUUGUAACUCGCAAUUGUGACAAAAAAAAAAAAAAUCAGCAUCACGAGACACAAAGUCGCAAUGACCUUUUUUUAUCUUUUAUUCAGUGGCGAAAACACAGUCAAAUUAAUGUAUUGUCAGAUUCGACCUCACAUACAUAAAAAUACACAUGAGUAGAAUCUAAACCCAGAUUCCUCACGAUUCGAUGAUCUUCUGUGGUUUAGCGCUCAGUGCCUUUAAAUCUGAAGGCCUCGACUGAAGCCUGAGCACAUGCACACACACACACACACUCUAUAACAUGACAGGAUUGGCUCUGAUCACCUAUAAAAGCAGCCUGUAGUGAGUGAGUGACUGAUGAGAUUGACUCAGAGUGAUCUGGAAUGGAAGAACUGAUCAAUACGGUCCAGUCAGAUGUUGUGGGUAGACUGGCAUUCAAAUACAUGGAGAUGUGUAAAGUAGACUCCAGUUCAGACUCUGAAUCAGAGUCAAACCCAAGAUGGUCUGAUGUCAGCAGCAGCAAGGGCCGUGAAAGCGGCAGCACUCCAGAAGCUCCUGAGAAAGACCUGCGCUUUAGUGGACAGAACUACCAACAGUGUCUGGAUCCUUACGACGGAAGCUCUGAAGACUCUGGUUCUUCUGCUAAAGGUUCAAAGAAGCAAAGGCACGGCGGGUUUCGGAUGAAAGGGACGGGCCGUAGAUUGGCCCUCAACCCUUCAUCUGCUCUCAGAGAAACGAGGAGAGAUGUGACUCGGACGGACGCUGCAGAUCUUCGUCGUGUCGACGUCCAGAUGCGGUCGUCCAGCGACUCCGAGCUGGAGACGCCAACCCAGGGCUUCUGGCCUCUCUGUAAGGCCUUAACGGGUGUAAAAGCGGAUCUCUCCGACUCCGGGUUCAACACCAGAUCCUCCCUGAACUCUCCCGCGGUGCCGUCCGGUACAGACGCGUGCCUCCACGCCGGCAGGAGGAUCCAGAGCGGAUCUCCAGACAGCCCUGCUUUCCACGCAGCGUUUUCAAAGAGGAAGUUCUUUCCCCCGUCGGGCGACGACGGCAUGCAGAGGAAGCGGCAGUGCAUCAGCGAUAUGGAGGUGGAAAGCGUGGCUUUAUGAGGUCAGGAUGAAACGACAGCACUGGCACUGGACAUCAGAUUCACUGCCAUGUGAAGGACUCACCGCUGCUUGUGAAGGUUUUUCCGUUAGUCGGUUGGAAAUAGAGACGCUAAUAGCAGAAGAAGAGGUCUGAAGGUCAGGUGUUGAAAUACAAAUGAAAAAAUAGAGUUUUUCACCAACUAAAGCUUCAAUACUGACGUCACAAAACUAUUUCAGCAAUAAAUAAAGACUAAUAAAACUAA